AUGGCUCAUAAGAUCCGCCCGGAGAAUGCGAUCCUAGAAAUCACAGACGACGUGGUAAUCCACUACAUCUGUCAGGACGGGAAUUUUCUCACAGAAAGAGACUUGGAUGGGGGAGAACUGCUCCCACCAGAGGAAGUAGGUACAGCAAAGACGGGCACGGCAGCAGCCUACAUUGUGCAGGGCGAGGGCCAGCGCGCGAUUUACUGCAUUGCAGAGGGAGACGAACACGUCGAAGAAAUCAACAUCCUGCAGGAUUUUGAGUUCAACGACGGCGAUGGGGUGUGGGAACCCGGUCAAUUGAGUGAAUUGGGGAUCGAGGUUCUGUCCGGAACAAAACUGGCAGCGAUGCAGGUGGAAGAAAAUUCAAGCCUCGUCAUAAGCCAGGCGUCUUCAGGCGUCAUCCAGGCUGUCCAUAGGGAAAGUCGCGACGCUCCGUGGCAGCCUGACAAUGGCCUUCCGCCGACUCAGCCGUUACCUGGCGCUAUGAUCCAUGCUGCGAGAGUCGAUGAUCGGGUUGUUGUCCUUUACGCCCAUCAGGACUACUCAAUCCAUGAGCUUAGCCUUGUAGAUGGCCAAUGGACUGGUAGGUAG
Penicillium cataractarum is the source of this 591-nucleotide messenger RNA. RefSeq lists its product as uncharacterized. NCBI's taxonomy places the organism in Eukaryota, Fungi, Ascomycota, Eurotiomycetes, Eurotiales, Aspergillaceae. Bases 1 to 591 code for a protein of 196 amino acids. The record is from RefSeq and is a predicted model, not a curated record. The transcript has 2 exons.